Molecule: messenger RNA, 6822 nt
Organism: Lytechinus pictus (painted urchin)
Lineage: Eukaryota; Metazoa; Echinodermata; Echinoidea; Temnopleuroida; Toxopneustidae
Product: serine/threonine-protein kinase TBK1-like
Exons: 19
Coding region: 1008-3368 (786 amino acids)
Biological process (GO): peptidyl-serine phosphorylation
Cellular component (GO): cytoplasm
Molecular function (GO): protein serine/threonine kinase activity; ATP binding
Source: RefSeq, a predicted model, not a curated record
AGAGCCUUAUCUAGACAGCAUACAGACAAGUUCAUAACUAUAAAUUCGUUAGCAUCUGUGGAAUCACCAAUUUCUUACUCAUUCUAUGAUUCGGGGGAAAUUAUCGCUCAUCGUCAACUUCGCCGAGGAUCUCAUUUUUGUGGGAAAGUAAUUGUACGUAUCUCAAUCUUCGAUAUCGUCUUUGUCGUCAUUGAUGCCUGCCCGAGUAACAUAGUGAUUUAUAUUGGAAAUAAACUUUUCAAGCAUCUUGAUCUGGAACCAUCUAUCGUCACCUAAUGGGCACCUAAUUUCUUUGGAAAUACGUGAAGACUCGUGACAAGGCUCCUUCGUUCUAGCCUCUUGGAAAUUUUCUCACUCAUGAUCAACUUCUGUUUGUAAAUAAUACUGCGUUGUUGAAAUUAAAAAAGGGAUCCGAUAAUCAUAUUCAACACUGACUGCCAUAAUUUCUUACUGAACGUCCGACUUUGGAGGAUUGCGCUUAGAUGAUCCGACUUUCUCGUAAUGCAUGCAUUAUUAAUGAGGAGGUGCGUGGCCGUUUGCGGAUUUUCCCCCUCUGGGGUAGGGGCAGGCCAAUACAUAAAAUAGUCAAAAACACAUGUGAGCGACGGAAGAAAGCGAUCGAGCUUAAUAGCAUCGAAGACAUAACUUUGCAUUAAAGUUGAAGAUGAGGUUAUGGAACAUCAUGGCAGAGCAGCACGCCAACCGGUGCCAAACAUACGAAGUACACCAAGUUUUAUUAUCUUCUUGGACACACCGCUUGGACAAGGAGCUACAAGCAAAGUAUAUGGAGGAAGACACAAGAAAUCUGGAAAACGGGUAGCAUGUAAAGUGCCGCACACACCGAACUUAUUCAGAAUGGGAACAGACAUGGAGAGGGAAUCGCAGCUAUUGCUUGGACUACGCAACAAGAACAUCGUCUGUCUUGAGGCUAUAGAAAAAGAUCUGCUGGCAUCAAGUACCUGCGUGACAAUGGUGUGGCUCAUCGCGAUGUGAAGCCCGGGAACAUCAUGUGCUUCAAGGAUGAGCAUGGUCAAACCAUCUACAAGCUCGCAGACUUUGGUGCUGCACGACAGCUUACGGACGAUGAGAACUUCACCAGUCUCCAUGGCACCGAAGAAUAUUUACAUCCCAAUGUCUUUGAAAGAGCAGUACUGAAGAAACCAGCAGCGUUGCCCUUCGAUGCUCGGAUCGAUCUCUGGAGCAUAGGAGCCACGCUCUAUCAUCUGGCUACCGGUCAGUUGCCCUUCAGACCACAAGGAGGACGGAAAAACUCACGCAUGAUGUUUUAUCUGACCACCAAGAAAGCCGAAGGGGUCAUCAGCGGAGUGCAGACUGGUCCUGGCGACCACGAGAUCACCUGGAGUCGGGAACUGCCAGAGACUUGCCGUCUCUCUGGAGGCCUGAGGAAGUUGCUUACACCCCUGCUGGCUGGCCUGCUGGAGUGUAAUCCCACCAAGGUAUUUUCCUUCCAACGGUUCUUUGAAGAAUCUCAGAGAAUCACCAACAAGACGGUCAUUGACAUAUUCUGGGUCUGUGAGGCAUCCUUCCUGAAGAUCUACUGUAGUCCCACUGACAUGUUUGCUGAGUUUCAAGAGCACAUAGCAUCGCAAACCAAACUCCCAGCCACCAAACAGUCCAUCUUGUAUAACGGUGAUGCCUUCAAACCGGAUGGAACUUCCCCCGUCCAUAGGUAUCCCAUCACCUCCGAAGCCAACCCCAUCGUGCUGUCCAAUAAGGAGCAGAUCCAUAUCCCCCAUCAGAUCACUCCUCCUUUUGUCGCUACCAUGCCUGUUCUUCGACCUAGAUUUUCUACACAGCUUGAUUACCCAAUAGCCAAGGGGGCUUUGGCCACGGGACACAUCCUUCAGCUACGACAGAAGCUGAUACACAACAUGCAUCAGCUGUUUGAUUUGUACUUUGUAACAAUUCGUACUCGGUUGAAGAAAGACAUUCUGAGUUUGCAAGUUCAUCACAAGGGCAUUAAAGGGAAACUCUCUGUCAUGUCAAGGGAGUUACAAGACGGAAGACGUAUUGUUCGCCUCAUGGGGAAUGCUCAGGAAAGCCAUACCGGUGACAUCACCCACAGGCUUGAACGUAAACUUGAAGAAUGCAUUCAUGAGCACAUGCAGUAUGAGCUACAGAGCAAGGAGAUUGGUGAAAUACUUGAAUAUCUCCACGUAGAGGUACAUUUCAGUGAUGAGCUUGAUGUGACUUGGGACCCCGCCCAGGGAUGCAAUCUUCAACAUGAAAAGUGUAUUGACGAGCUUUUGCAUUUGACCAAUGAAACUGAAGAUAUCUACAAGAGAUUCACCAGGGACAAGAAGACUGGAAAGAUCUCCUACAAUGAGGAACAAAUUCACAAGAUGGAAAAAUUGAAUCUUGGUGAACUGAUGAAGAAGAUCAUGGCUUGUAAUGGACAGUGCGAAGAAAGGUGGAGAGCGCAGCACAGAAAACUCAUGGUUUGCCACAACAAAGCCUACAGUCAACGUCAAAAGCUGAUGGAGGCAGACAAGUGUUUGGCCCCGCUCGUUCAGCAGUGUAACGUCCUAGAACUUACUGUCAGUGAUCUUCAUGCCCAGUGCUGGCAGAUAGUGGAAGCCAAACCGACGAUCCGUGAUGUAAAGGGCCAUCGCGUUUACGAAGCUCCUAAAGAGAUUCUUCUCAGUGCCAGCACCCAGACCUCUCUCCCGAAAGAAGAGACACCGUCCCAGCGCACCAGUCUCUUGAUCGAUCACCACUAUGACCAACUGACCAAGGGUGGCAAGCCCCUUGUCAUGGGUAGAUCAAGCAAUGUCAUCCAAAAGACACCCUAUACAGCAGCGAUUGAUCGAUCAUCGUAUCAGCACCCAGAGCCUUACCAAACGGCAACCGCUUUAUCGGCACCCACUUGCGGAACGAGCCACUUUCGGUUUGAUGCCCCUUCUGGUUUGGCGCGAUCGUCUCCGCCUGUUCUGGUGGCCCGAGGCAUUUCAAGAAGUGCUCCGGAUCCUCCCACUGAGUUAUACGCAGGGGAUCCAUCACGAGGAGCUAUCGGAGGAAUCCAGGAUAUGAGGUAUCCUGCAGGAGAUUAUCGGAAAGCAGGAGAACCCAGGAUGAUCGAAGUCUCCAAGGAAUUGAAGAAGAGGGUCAGAGAUUACACAAAGGAGUCUAAUGAUACCGAUCGGCUACAGAGGGACCUUGCUCGAUUCACUCAGCUAGAACUGGAUGAUCUGUCCUUAGGGGCACCACCUGAGAUGCCUCCUCAGUUCACCGAAGAUUCCAGUCUUCUUUAUACCUUAACAGGAGGAAUGGAUGAAGGGGAUGAAAGCAUCUUGGCAGAUUUAGACAUCAAACGUCCUCCCGCAUCCUAUCUGUCUGGCACCGAGUGAGAAACGCUUGCAAAUCUGUUCCGGGAGAUCUGCACUGCACACCACGCACAGCGGGCGUAGUUUAGGAUUUGCGAGUGAUAUCUUUUACUCAUGGGAGUAAAAUGUUGAUCGUGUGUUAAAAUUUAGAAAAUUUAAUAUCUAAAUAAUUUCACUCGCAGACCACUAGGGGGGCAUAAAAAACGCUACGCCCUCUAGAUGGGCAUUAAAAAGCCCAUGACACCGACGACCAAGGACUGGGCCAAAUUGGAAGGGUGUGUUGGGGGAAAAACAUGCACAUAUUUGGUGUUGCUUUGCUAUUAGAGUGCAUAGACUGGACAGAUUUUCCUGAAAAGGUAUCAUGCUCCAGAGAAGAAGUGUUUUACAUGAGAGAAAACAAGGAUGGAUGAGCAGUGAAUUAAAAUCGGCCUAAUCGGCCUGAAUAUUCACCAGAGGGUUUACCAGAAGGGGGUACAAAACCAUACACUAUGCAGAUUUUGUGAAUACAUGCACCUGAUUUUGCACCCGUAGCAAAAAGUGCACAUGUAUUUGCCGAGCUUUCUUAAUGUAUGCACUGAAUUAUAUAUGAAAUCUGGAUAGUCUAUGGUUUCCUGACCCUUUCGGUUCCAAACUCUUUUGUGAAUUCAGGCCGUUGAUUUUGUAGAUUUGAUGUCUCUUGGCUAGUAAACAAUAUUUUGUAUAAGUUUCUUGUUGUUGCUGCUGAAUGAUACAACAAGGUUUUUGGCAGGUAUUAGUAGUAUAGGCAAAAUCGCAACACCAAAAAAGUAUGUUUGCCCAGUAAUGAAGAUCUUGGGCAAAAAUCAAAGAUCUUUGAAGUCAAAGUCAAAAUCACGGUAAUGCACAGGAGCAUUACUCUACAAAUAAAUUUUGGUGUAGCAGCGAAUCACUACAGAUAUACACAAGAUGUAGCGCAUGAGAAUUCAUUAUUUGUCAUUAUACGUUACCAAUUUUUGCGAUGACAAUGUUUGUGCGAAGUCAUUCUUGCGCGAGGCUUGAUGGAAAAUCAGAUGCAUGUCUGUGAAGGUGAUUUGAUUUGCUGCAUUGGGGUGCCUGGCCAACGAGCUCCCCGUGCUGCACCCUGGAUAUAAACACCGUUCCAUUCUCAUCCUAGUGCGUGUAUGGUUCUAAGUAAGGUGUAGGUGUUGGCGUUAAAUGUUGAAAUAAUGGAUAAUAUUCAACACCAUCCACCAUCUGUUGACAUUAACACCAGAAGUACCUCAUGAUCCAGUAUGACCUACACCAAAACUAGCUUUGCUUUAAGUUUGGUGUUGUAACAGGUGUUUGUGCUGCCCUAACACCAACACCAGCUUUUGACACCAGACUAUACAGGAAAGAAUAUAAGCAAUCAGUGAAAUCAGCCACAUCAAUUACUUGGCUUUAUCGCACGGUGCCCAGAAAUGCAAUGUUGGUAAAACCUUCAUUGUUCAUUUGUUGGUAGAAGUUCAAAAAUUAUCAAAUCUGAUUUUUUUCUUUCGUUUUAAUGAAAAAUGCACAUUCUAAAAUACGACUUUAAUUCUGAACAUGCGCAGUAAGAAAGAAAAUGGUUUUCUUAUUCUUAUUCUGAAUCUAGAGUUAACUGAUUAAGCAUGGUUAUGUUUCAUUAUAAUUCACAUUUUUCUAAUUUCUAUUGACCCUAGUCUGAGUUAUCAUGGGCACAGGGUCUACAAUGAAUUAACAAAUUUGUGAAAUGUUCAGGAUUUGAAAACUCCCUGAUCAUACUUUGAAGCAUACUAAAACUGUGCUCAAAUAGCACUUAAUAGUACAUCAAGGAGUAGACUGCAUGUGAGAAAUGUUGGUAACCUCUCAUUCUGGCAUGCCUGCACACACACACACACACAAUGUAUGAACUUUCUCCACUACCUGGGAGUAUUCGAUGUGCUUUCACCGAUUGCUUUGCUGGUAGUUAACCUCACUGUGGAUGAGAAUGGAACUCUUUGACCCCUGACCUAUGGUGUAGGUGAAAGAAAAAUCUUCAGAGAAAUAUAACCUACACUGGGCAGAAAUAAUUUAAUAUGCUCACAGGGGUAUCUAAAGAAUGUUGCCAUGAAUUUUCAGGAUUUUUAGGAGAAAAACAGUUUGUGCUAAAGAUCACUGUUCAUACCUACGUACGGACCAAAUGGCAUUUAGUAGCAUCACAAAAUCAAAAGGGCUUCUUGCCUGUAAAAGUUCAUGUAAAAGUAUUUUUAGGUUUUUAGGUUCAGAGCAAAGAGUAAUAUACAUGUAUUCUGCGAAUAUUUUCCUGUUUCCUACUGGAUUGGGGAAGUUGUUGUAGCAAGCCUAUUAUAGUAAUACUAAUAUAUGGUAAUUACUGAAAUCAAUAUUUGAUGAGUAAGACAUAGACAAAAUUUACAGCCCUCCCCCCAAAAAAACAACAAACAAACAAGUAGCCCAUUAUUGUUUAACACAGCCUGUAUUCAAGUAAAAACCUGAAAAUCCUGGCAAUUUGUGGCAACAUUCCAUAAUAACAUUUACUUUUUUUAACAACUGAAGGUUGGUCACAUAAUCCUCAUGAAAAAAAAAGCCAUCUCGGCGAAGAAUUUCAAAGAUAAUAAUUUGCACGUAGUACCACUCUGAUAUCAGUACUAGAACUCCAAUAUCUUUUUAAAGGGUUUUUUCUUGCAAAUUAUGCAAGCUAAUGAUGAAUGUACUUUCUUUUGCAUGCAAAGUUCCAACGUAUGGACCACAUGUAUUAUAAUGGAGGAAUGGUGGGAAUAGCCUCGACAAAUCCGUUCCCUCUUUUUCAAGGGGUGAACAUCAUGUUUUCUCAUCAUCUGAAUAACAAAUACUGGAUGAUGAAAAUUACAGAAUAAGUGCAAAUCUGAGAAAAAUAGUUUUUUUUUCAUGUGGAUUAUUGAGCAUUUGCAAGCGUUUGCGAGCAUUUGCUUGUAGAAUUUUGCUCCUGUUAACUUAGCUGAUCCGUGGUGUUGUCGCUAUAGUACUGUCGUAUUCAUAAAUUGAUUUUGAACAAAGAGAAUGAUCCACCUGGGGGUGGGUGUAUCAUAAAGAGAUACGAUCCAUAUAUACAAUUGAUUGUAACUUAUUUGUACAUGGUUUUCCAUAGACUGACAGUUACAUAUAAUUGUACAAUAGAUUGCCACUUUUGUUUAUGGUUUUUCAUAGACUUACAGUUACACUUCAUUGUGCAAUAGAUUGUAACUUUUUGGAUAUGGUUUUCCAUAGACUUACAGUCACGCUUAAUUGUACAAUGAGUUGUAAUUUAAACUUUUAUAUUACAGGGCCUCAGACUCCUGACUUUGUCUUCAAAAUUAAUAUUGAGGUCAUAUUUAACCAUACCUUGAAUAUAUAAAUAUAAUCAUGAUCAUAUAUCACUGUUUAUAAAGCCUUUAUGUAAAUGAAUAUUAUAUUUUAGUAUUCUUUUAAAACUUGAUUGUAAAGUACACUGUAUGCUCAUAAUAUAAUAAAGAUUAGAAUAUAUUUUUAUAUGGUUAAGCUAUUA